CUCCAAUAUAACAUUGUAAUGUCAAAUCAAAAUGACAAUGAAAUGUAAGAUCCCAGUGUCUAGUCUAGCGCGUAGUCUGUAAAGAGAUAAAUGGCGUCCUACAGGUCCUCCUAUUCCAAGCGUAGUACAAGAACGAGCAGAGACACCACCGCAAGUGAACUUUUUGACGAGUUGAUUUCAAGCAAAGAAUCCACCCCUGCAGCUAGUCAGAUUUCCCUUCCUGAACCUAAAGUCAGAUCAAGAAUACUAACCAAAGCUUGCAGCUUACCUCAUGCUCCAGAAGAGUGCUCUACCCCUCAAGCAUCAACUGUAGAGGAAGCAACCACAGAGAAAGAAACCUCCAGUUGGUCAAAAAGACGAUACGAAUACUCAUUUUCUCCUAGAUCAAAGCCUACAAAAAAGUAUACCAGAAAGCCAGCAGCACCAAAAGCAACAGCCAGUCGUAAAACUCAAGUGUUUGAUUUUGACGACUGUGAUGGAGAGAAUGAGACCAAUAUCAUCCCAAAGGUCAAGGUGCAGAAACCAAGGGUACCAUUCAGUAAACCGCCUCCUGGUAUGAAAAAUGGCAAAACAACUGUGAAAUCACAAAAUAAAACGAAAUCAAUGAGCAAUGAGCAACUUAACCGACCACGAAAGAAGAAUACUGUCAGUGCAGAAUCUAAAGAGCAACCAAAGACUUCGCGAGUGAGAAGACUAGCAUCCAUAGAGAGAUCAGACACACCAGUGACAGACGUUCCAGAGAAGAAAACUGCAGCUACUAACUUGCAAGAAACUUCCGGGCAAAACUUCCGGGGUGGCUCUUCGGUGGCUGACAAAACUGAGAGUCCCAUGGUAGUGGUUGAAGACUGCAACCCUCAAAACUCAACAUCACACACACUCACAACUCACACCAGUACAACACGCACCACGAACACACGGCGAGCUAAACGUUUAGACUCCACAAAAUAUACGUCCAACUCGGCCAAGAGACCGAGAGUGGAGGCCAAUAUCAUACCAAAACUCAAAGAUUCGAAUCCACAGUUAGUGACGAGUGAGACAAGGUCUAGCUGUAAUACUGGGGAGGUUAUCAAGUCUCCUCUGGAUGAGCUGCUGGAAUCUCCUGUGAAAAAGCUCUGUAUCUCCCCUGCCGACAAUACAAUGAAAUCAAACGUCCCUCUUCUACCUGCAAAAGACUCUAAGAGCUCUUUGUCUCAGCCUUCACUACUAUGCUCUGACGUCAAAGUACAUGUAACUUCUCCAAUCAAAUCUUCUCACCCAGCAGCAAGAAGCCCUAUAAGCAAGACAAAAUCUAAGUCCAACUGGGACUAUUCUGAUUCUGAUUCUGAUUCUGAUUCUGAGCCGGAAAUUCCACCACUCAAGAAGUCAUCCUCCGUCCCCUCCGCCCCGACUGUCUCCGCUCUCACUCGAACCGCCUCCUGGCCUCGACAACACCCUCUCUUUUCAUCUCACCGCACCACCUCACGACCUCAAUCUACGCAGCAGCGAUCUAUUGCACCCACUUCCAACAAGGCAUCUCGCAAAUACUCGUUAUUCAAUCAGCCUGGAGGUAGCAAAGAGCCGGAUGAGGAUGGUCGAUCUCAACGGGUAUAUUCGUACAAUCCUACUGCACCCACUUCUAACAAGGCACCUCGCAAAUACUCGUUAUUCAAUCAGCCUGGAGGUAGCAAAAAGCCGGAUGAGGAUGGCCGAUCUCAACGGGUAUAUUCGUACAAUCCUACUGCACCCACUUCCAACAAGGCACCUCGCAAAUACUCGUUAUUCAAUCAGCCUGAAGGUAGCAAAGAGCCGGAUGGGGAUGGCCGAUCUCAACAGGUAUAUUCGUACAAAGUGAGGAACAUGGCAGAGGAGACCGGGGCUGCUGCCGGUGGUAGCAAGCGAGCACUCAGUAAUAAGAGCAAAGAGCCCACGAUAGUCCGUAAUGUGCGCCAGGCCCGCGAGUGUCUGGAGAUUGGUGAGAGCCAGGAGUUCUUUGAUGAGGUCCGCUACCUCUUGGGGAGCAUCAAACCAGCAGCACCCCUCAAGUCAAGAUGCCUCGGCACGCUGAAUCUGGCCGAUCAGUUCCUGGACAAUGACUUCAGCCAGCAGUUGAGGUCACAAGGGUUCACUAGCAAGAUCAUGGCGCUGCUCAGUGACUGUUUAGAGCACCCUACCUUGUGCCUGUGCACGGCUGUACUCUUCUACACGAUAACCAGAGACAAGCUGAAUUCUGACUGGACCAAAGGCGGAAUUAAAACUCUAGUGUCAAUGCUCUCGAUCAACUCUUGGAAUUCAAACUCCGACCCCAAACUCGAGCAAGAAAUGCUUAAGAUGAAACAGAAAUGCGUAACCAUUCUGGAGAAGGUUGUUGCUGAGCAACCCUCCGAAGAGUCUGAAGGGAGUCAAGAAGAAAAAGAAGACAAUGUCCAAAACUCGGAACCACCAGAGUACAAAGUCGAUGCUGAGAGUUUCACAAUCAAUGAGCUUGCCCGGGAGACUCUCACGAGUCUCAUCGCACCACAGCACAAUCCCCAGACACUGAGGAACCAUCUACGAACUUCAGGAGCCCUCGACAAGCUAGCCAACAACACUAUUGACUGCUCUAAAGAAGUACCUGGUGUUCGCUCGAAUACCUCGUCCAAUGGGUGUAGUCAGGAUGACCAUCUCAGUCAGAAAUUGAUCACUCUUGAAAGAUAUCUAAAACUCAUAGAAAAUUGCACUCUGAUGAGCAGUGACAACCAGAACUACCUGGUGGUGUUUGAUGGAUCCGUCUUUAUCACCAGACUCGUAAAGUUGAUCAGUGCUUGUUUCAACAUGAUGUCAUCUGUAGAGUCUCUUAGUCAGGUCCUGUGUCAAACACUCAUCGCAGUGUUCAAAGUACUUCUGAAUCUAACUCACGAGAACGAGUUAGGAUGUGAUCGCGUGGGCUGUGAGGAGGGGGCCAUAGACGCUCUGCUCCAGUGUGUGCUCAUGCUUCCGAGUUCCCUUCCCCAGGGAAAGCAGUUUGACAUUAUGGCGCCAGCUCUUGGUGUACUGAUUAACCUGACUGAGCAUAGCGGACGGAACCGACGGCAGCUGGAGUUGACAAAGAUCAAAGGUCAUGGGCAAGAUAAAGAUGAUGAAUUGCUGAGGGUACAAAAAAAUAUUGGUUUCCACGGAGACGACUCGGCAUUGAAAGCUCUCAUGGACAUGUUCUUGAAGCAUCACAGGAUGGCUGAAGCGGCCUCGAUUGCAGUCCCCAGUCCCCAGCGUCUCUCUCAGCUCGCCUCUUCCCCACAUUCCUCUCCGUAUGUCCCCAACCGAGGGCAAGGGUCAAGCUCCGCCCGGAGGGACCUCGGUUCUACUUUUGCCAACAGACUCAAAACUGCAAAAUCGCCGCAGAAAGGUGGAGCAGUGUUGAGGGAGAGUCAGGACAGUCAGAGCUCCCAAGGCUCCACCCUCCCGCCCACAGACUCUGAUGAAUCAGAGGAGGAGGCAUAUGAGAGCAUUCCCACCGACCCAAUGGUAUAUAGUAGGGAGGAGUUUGACACAGCGCUCCAUCAAGCCGGUCGCCAUCUUGAAGACUCGGUGCUGGCCUCGUACACGGCACUGCUAGUAGGCAUCCUCGUCAAGAGCAACAGUGACCUUGAGGGGUUUGUGAAGGGUACUCUGCCCUCGGGCAGCUUCGCUGAGAUGAUUGGGAUGCUGAGGAAGUUCGUCUCUUUUAUGAAUAUGACGGGCUCGACAACUGGAUUGGAAUCCAUUCGUCACAUAAUUCGAUAUCUUGAUGCACUAAAUUAAACAACUAUAAAUUACAUGUAAAGCUCCUGAAUGCGUCAAUCAUCUAUCACAACUCAGUUAUUUAUUCCUCAGUGCACAAAUUCUAGAAUUUAUAUUGAAGUAUGUAUGCACCGCACCAUUGUAUCCUUCACCUAUAAUUAUACCGGUAAGCACCAUUUUAGGCUAUACCUCAUGCAGCUCUUAUAUUAUCACCAGUUUGUACCUUUGUUAUCCAUUAUUACUGACAAUUGAGUGCUAAGUUCUGUAUACACGAUGCAUUGUGUAUGAUUAUGUACAUGUAUGUAACAGUAAUUAUUUUUAUUUUUAUAACAGUGUGAAACCUGAAACCUGAUUCAUGUGUGUAA
Halichondria panicea is the source of this 4100-nucleotide messenger RNA. RefSeq names its product wings apart-like protein homolog. The record is from RefSeq and is a predicted model, not a curated record. The coding region runs from base 91 to 3756 and encodes 1221 amino acids. Lineage: Eukaryota; Metazoa; Porifera; Demospongiae; Suberitida; Halichondriidae. The transcript has 20 exons.